Colletotrichum gloeosporioides is the source of this 729-nucleotide messenger RNA. RefSeq lists its product as uncharacterized. Lineage: Eukaryota; Fungi; Ascomycota; Sordariomycetes; Glomerellales; Glomerellaceae. The transcript has 3 exons. The coding region runs from base 1 to 729 and encodes 242 amino acids. The record is from RefSeq and is a predicted model, not a curated record.
AUGGGUCGUUGGGGAUAUCGCGUCUUCGAGGGCGACAACGACAUUGACGUUGCCUGUGCAAUCAAGUGCCCCUACGGAACGGGGAAGGACAAUGACCUUCGCCUGGUGCAAAUGGUUAACCAGACCGACAUGAUGGCCCCUCCUGAAGUCCGGGAAUUCUACAAGACCUCUGAGUACCGCGAGGAGUUGGACGCAAUCAUCAUGUCAACCCGCGAGAAGCUGGACACGGGCCUGGGCGACCAACUUUUCACCACGUACCGUGCUCUUGAGCACGAAGAUCAGGGCAAGUAUCGGGUUAUCAUCGUUGGUGCGUUGAUGAUGCGUGCCGGCGCCCGCAUCCGUCAGGCCGAUCUUGAUCAUCUGCGGGAGCUGGCUGAGGGUUUCGCUGGCAGGCAUGGCUACGUGUCGCCCAUUGCUGAGGAUGGCUUCCGUCAUGUUGGAAAGGUCCAGUUCCUCGCCGCGCUGGAUCAUUAUGAGGCGGGCACCCCGCGUGACUUUGGCGAGCCCUGGUGCGUUCAUCAUCUGGACGAACUACUUUGGAACAUUCUAAUUCGUGUGUGUAGCUGCUUCCAGUGCGGAAAGAUCAAGGCGGACAUCGGACAAGCGCCCAAGAAGUGCGGCAAGUGUGGCAGAGCCUGGUUCUGCAACGUCGAGUGCCAGAAGGCCGCUUGGAAAACCCACAAGCCCGUCUGCAAGACCCUUGAGCAGUGUCGAUUUGUCAAUGUUUAA